AUGCAACAACCUCAUUCACCUUCAUCAAUGACAUCUGUACAACAUCAGCAACAGCAACAACAUAAUAGUGGAGGAUCUACUACUAGUAGUUCGUUGUCACCUUCACAAUCCUCGAUGUCAUUGGGCACCCAUGAACAGCCUUUAGAGGAGAAGUAUGCCGAUACUUCAUUGUACCCACUACCGGUUCGCUUUGAAAAGCUGAUUCCUCUAGACGAACGAUACAUCACACACUCUACAUUCCUAAAGAACAAAACAGAGACAAGUUUCAUUGGUUUGCUAACCAGUGCGAAGUUCUACAGUGUCGAUCCCGAUACCAACAAACAAAAGUGGAUCAUCAAUCUCUUUGAUAUCCACUCUAUAGAGGGUGAUGAGUCGAUCGAUCCAAAGAUGUUGAAGAUAGUAUAUCACAUCAGACCGACCAGUGGAACAAGUGGUACGAGCACAAGCAGCGGUAAUCUGAAUAGCACGAUUGUUGGUGGUGGCGGUGGCGGUGGCGGUACUUCCAACGGUGGAAUUGGUACUGUUGGCAAUUCACUGAGUAGCAGUACGGACAAUAUGAACCCAUCGCCGCCAGACUCACCCAAUAUAAGUGGUGGCGGUGGUGGACUACAUAGAAUUGGACAACUCACAGCAACUGCACUAAAGAAAGCGACAAACGCAUCCGAUAGCAACUUUAUCGGUGAGAAGGUGUUCAUUGCAGAGUCUGAGGAUAUCAGAGAUCAAUGCUAUUCGAGCAAUCAUUUAUACCGGCGCCCGCAAUCUAUCAACUACAUCUCUACUGUUAAGCAAAAUUUAGAAUUGGGUAAAGUUAAAUGGUCAUUCCCAAUUACAGCAUUAAAGAAUAUUCAGGUAUUUAAAUCACCAACCAAUCUAAUAGUUUUAAAUCUUGAUAACAAAGAGAAUUCAAAAGUUAAAGAUACACAGCAAUUCAUUUUAAGAGAUAUCUUUGAAAGAAACUUUGUUGUUAAUGAACUAAGAAGAUUAUAUAAUAGAUCCACCAAACAACAUUUAACAAAAGAGGAAAAAGAUGAACCACAGCCAAAGAAGAGUACAUUUAAGAUUAAAUAA
This is a messenger RNA of Heterostelium album PN500, 1068 nucleotides long. RefSeq lists its product as uncharacterized. NCBI's taxonomy places the organism in Eukaryota, Evosea, Eumycetozoa, Acytosteliales, Acytosteliaceae. The transcript has 5 exons. Bases 1 to 1068 code for a protein of 355 amino acids. The record is from RefSeq and is a predicted model, not a curated record.